Messenger RNA from Galeopterus variegatus (Sunda flying lemur), 2877 nucleotides. RefSeq names its product occludin (gene OCLN). The record is from RefSeq and is a predicted model, not a curated record. Bases 204 to 1748 code for a protein of 514 amino acids. NCBI's taxonomy places the organism in Eukaryota, Metazoa, Chordata, Mammalia, Dermoptera, Cynocephalidae. Gene Ontology annotation, biological process: bicellular tight junction assembly. Gene Ontology annotation, cellular component: cytoplasmic vesicle; bicellular tight junction; apical plasma membrane. The transcript is spliced from 9 exons.
CGGGAGAAGGCCGGCCACACCGCACCUUCUAGCUAGAGUCCACCGCCCCCUCCCUUCUUCGUCUGGCGGAGGCAGCUGGAGUCCCGGGAGAGCUGAUCAGAGCACGCACAGAGUAGCCGGUCAAGUGCGCAGCAGAUUGGCCUAUCUUGGGAGCUUACCAGGUAUUGCUCCUCCUGAAGAUCAGGUGACCAUUGAAGUCAGCCAUGUCAUCGAGGCCUUUUGAAAGUCCACCUCCUUACAGGCCUGAUGAAUUCAAACCAAAUCAUUAUGCACCAAGCAAUGACGUAUAUGGAGGAGAAAUGCAUGUUCGACCAAUGCUGUCUCAGCCUGCAUAUUCUUUCUACCCAGAAGAUGAAAUUCUUCACUUCUACAAAUGGACCUCUCCACCAGGAGUGAUUCGGAUUCUGUCUAUGAUCAUUAUUGUGAUGUGCAUUGCCAUAUUUGCCUGUGUCGCCUCCACACUUGCCUGGGACAGAACCUAUGGAACUACUUACCUGGGAAGUGGCUUUGGUAGCUAUGGCUAUGGCUAUGGCUACGGCUAUGGCUAUGGUUAUGGCUAUGGAGGAGGCUACACGGAUCCAAGAGCAGCAAAGGGCUUCAUGUUGUCCAUGGCUGCGUUUUGUUUUAUUGCCACAUUGGUGAUAUUUGUUACCAGCGUUAUAAGAUCUGAAAUGUCCAGAACAAGAAGAUACUACUUGGUUGUGAUAAUAGUGAGUGCAAUCCUGGGCAUCAUGACGUUUAUUGCCACAAUUGUCUAUAUAAUGGGAGUCAACCCAACUGCUCAGGCUUCAGGAUCUGUAUACGGUUCUCAAAUAUAUGCUCUCUGCAACCAGUUCUAUACAUCUACAACUACUGGACUGUAUGUGGAUCAGUAUUUGUACCACUACUGUGUGGUGGAUCCCCAGGAGGCCAUUGCCAUUGUUCUGGGAUUCCUGAUUAUUCUGGCUUUUGCUUUAAUAAUUUUCUAUGCUGUGAAAACUCGAAGAAAGAUGGACCGGUAUGAUAAGUCCAAUAUUUUGUGGGACAAAGAACACAUUUAUGAUGAGCAGCCCCCUAAUGUCGAAGAAUGGGUUAAAAAUGUGUCUGCAGGUACAGAAGACAUGCCUCCACCCUUGUCUGACUAUGUGGAUAGGGUUGACAGUUCCAUGGUAUACUCUUCCAAUGGCAAAGUGAAUGACAAGCGGUCAUAUUUAGAGUCUUCCUAUAAAUCAACUCCGGUGCCUGAAGUGGUUCAGGAGCUUCCGGUGACUUCACCUGUGGAUGACUUCAGGCAGCCUCGUUACAGCAGCAGUAGUAACUUUGAAACACCCUCAAAAAGGGCUCCCACGAAGGGAAAAGCAGGAAAGUCAAGAAGAACAGAGCAAGACCACUAUGAAACAGACUACACGACUGGCGGCGAGUCCUGCGAUGAGCUGGAGGAGGACUGGAUCAGGGAAUAUCCACCUAUCACUUCAGAUCAACAAAGACAACUCUACAAGAGAAAUUUUGACACUGGCUUGCAGGAAUACAAGAGCUUACAAGCAGAACUUGAUGAGAUCAAUAAAGAACUCUCUCGUCUGGAUAAAGAAUUAGAUGACUAUAGAGAAGAAAGUGAAGAGUACAUGGCUGCUGCUGAUGAAUACAAUAGGCUGAAGCAAGUUAAGGGAUCUGCAGAUUACAAAAGUAAGAGGAGUUAUUGCAAGCAAUUGAAGAGUAAAUUGUCGCACAUCAAGAAGAUGGUUGGAGACUAUGAUAGACAGAAAACAUAGAAGGCAGAAGCCACAUUGCUUGAGAAAUGGAGAAGUAUCUAUGUGAUAUCUUUGCAAUGUUCUCAGAGGGCAAAUGACUUUGAACUCUAAUCUGGGAAUCCAAACCUUUGUGAUCAUUACAAAGAUUUGGUAGCUUUAAUAUCAUCAGUAUUGAAGCAUUUUAUAAAUAGCUUUUGCUAAUCAACUUGGCUGAACACUACAAUUAAAGAUUUUACACUUUAAACAUUGAUUCUUGUAUUAAGAACAAAAUACUAUUUAAGGUUUUAAACCAUAAAGGUCCCUUUUGUGAACUGUGCUGUGAACUCUCACAACCCAGACAGUGAUGUCUUAAUAUCUAAAGUGCAUUUGUUUGACUAGGUGAUCUUGUUUAAUCCUCCCAACCGCCCUUCAGAUAAUUAUUAUUUAUGAUAAUUUUCUGAUAAGGAAACUGGGUCCCUGCAGUGAAGGCUCUGAUGUGAAACUGCUUGCUUCCUAGCACAGUUUUGGUUAAGGCUGUUUUAUGACUCUGUUAAUAAUAAAGUCCCUAGUCUUUCAUAUUUUAGCUACUAUGUAUACUGCAUUCUACCAGCCUCCCUAUUGACUUUUUUCCUAUUAUAUUAAAUGGUCAUAUAAAUGAUGAAAAAGUUUUUCUUAUUUUAUGUUAUCCUGAUAAUAAAUAUCAUGUAAAAGUAACAAAUUGUGAAAUUUAAAGAUUGUAAAUAUAUAUAUUUACUUUUGUAAAAUCAAAGUUCAAACCUAGUGGUUAGAAUUUUGUGUGUUUUUAAAUACUUUUUAUCUUUUAUGGUUUACAUACAUUUGUUUUUUAACCACCUAGACCUUUUCAUUGUAUCAGAGUAAUCGAUUACUUUUAUAAUUCAAUUGUGACGAAUUAUAUCUUUUGGGAAUGAUCAAGUUCUGUACAUAUUUUAUAAGGUAUUUAAUCUGGUGUUUUCUUUCUAUAAAUAUUUGAUGUCAUUAGUUCUGUUAAUAUUAAGCUAUGGAGAACUAUACUCAGGAGUUGUAUCUAUUGUUUUAAACAAUUUUGGGUGCUGUGCUGGUUAGUGGUUUCCCAGUCCUUUGACUAUAAGGCCACCGAUGUGUUUAGAAAUAGAAUGCUAUACCAUAAAACACUAAAUUAUUUCAAAUGGUG